This is a messenger RNA of Mercenaria mercenaria, 893 nucleotides long. RefSeq lists its product as uncharacterized. The transcript is spliced from 4 exons. NCBI's taxonomy places the organism in Eukaryota, Metazoa, Mollusca, Bivalvia, Venerida, Veneridae. Bases 63 to 893 code for a protein of 276 amino acids. The record is from RefSeq and is a predicted model, not a curated record.
UUAGACUAAUGAAAGUGGUACAAGUGUUCUUUACUACAAUGUGUUAAUUCGGCUGAAACAAAAUGGGAAGAAAAACCCGAAAGCAAUGCAGUAUGUUGCCAGAGACAACUUCAACUGACAAAAGAACCGAUGAUGUUAAAAGGAAUUUAAAAGCAGAUCCGAAUCCUUCCUGGCUGCCGCCUGGAAGUCAUUUUGUACGAACAAAAACUAAACGAAACUGUAAAGAAGAAUGUAUGAUAUUAAGAGAAGAAAAUAGAAUGUUAACUGAAAAAGUGCGGAAGUAUGAACAAGAACACAAUCGACUUCAGGAGAUUUCUAAGGACCAUGUAUCUCGAUUAGUUCAGUUUGAUAGCAGUGAGAACGUACAGAUAGGUAACCACAACUUGCAAGUAGUCAAUAAUAACUUCGAUGCCACCUUUCUGAAUAAUCUCCUUGACCAAUACGAUCGUAAAAUCGAAAAGGAUGCAAGGCAACGACAGUCAAUGAAAGGAACAAUCCAAGAGUUGUCUACAAAAAUUGAGGAACUGACGCAGACUCACAAAAGAAGUGAAAAAGCACUUGAUUGUUCGAAAAUAAUAGAACACGCGAUUGAGCUUCAUAAGUUAACAGAUCAAGAAAUGUCAUGUCCAUUUAAUUCAUUUGCAACGGAAUUUAAGGAAACAACUGAACUGUUUAAGAAUAUCGCCCCAGAAAUAAUGCGCCUACAAGAAACCAUGAAGAGCUUAAGGGACUACAUCGAUGAACCAAAUUCAGAGUUUCUAUUUGCUCCUUGUUUGCAACAUAGGUCGCGUUCAACCGUGUCCUUCGACGAAGCACGACUAGCUGGGAAAGAUGAAGAAUGCAAAUGUCAAAGAAAAAUUAACUCAGAUCUAUGUCUAAACACGCACUUUUAA